AUGUCGGCGAUUCUCUCAGUAGACGACCUUAACGACUUUAUUAGCCCCGGCGUAGCAUGUAUCAAACCUGUCGAGACGCUCCCCAAACAGCAGCCCGCCGACGACUCGAAUGCGUACGAGGUCACGACCGAAGAGAAAGUCGACUCCGGCACGAUCGCCCCGCCAGCUCAGAUCUCCUUGACGGACUGCUUAGCAUGUGCUGGGUGCGUUACGAGCGCAGAAGCGGUGCUGGUCAGCUUGCAGAGUCACGGCGAGGUGUUGGACACGUUGGACCAAUUUCCCGACUUGAAGAUUGAGGCCGACGUCACAAAGUCGAAUGAUGGCAUCUAUGCGGAUCAUAGACUCUUCGUCGCAAGCGUGUCGCCACAAUCAAGAGCAAGCAUCGCAGCGACAUACAAUGUCACUGAGCGCGAGGCAGGAUACAUGAUCGCGCAACUGUUGAGUGGCCCCGCAGGACUUCGAAGUGGUGGCCAGCAUGGCUCGGGCUUCACAUGGGUUGUGGAUACCAAUGUUCUGCGCGAGGCGACUCUGGUGGCGGCUGCCGAUGAAGUCGAGCAAUCGAACAUCGCGCCCAUCGGAGGCACUACGGAAGCACAAAAGAAGCCAAUCAUCACAUCUGCCUGUCCAGGAUGGAUAUGCUACGCAGAGAAGACACACCCACACAUACUGCCACACCUCAGCAAGCUCAAGUCACCACAAGCUGUGACUGGCGUUCUGCUCAAGUCGGUGCUCGCGAACAAGUAUGGCAUACCUCCACAGAACGUCUGGCAUCUGUCUGUCAUGCCAUGCUUUGACAAGAAACUGGAAGCGGCACGAUCUGAGCUCACAUCGCAUACUUGGCAUGGUCAAGAAGGCGAUGCCGUCCGAGACGUCGACUGUGUCAUCACUGCACGGGAGUUACUCAUGCUGGCAGAAAGUCGCGACAUCAGCUUCCCACGUCUACCGAAGCAGCCUUUGUCGAAAGACGUGGCACCCGACUUCCCCGAGCCUACCAUCAACGAGUUCCUUUUCAGCCGCCAGCGAGGUCAGAAGCGCGAACGGGGCGACGAGACGAACACAAUCGGCUCGAGUGGAGGGUACCUUUGGCACAUUCUCAAGACGAAGCAAGCUCAGCACAUCGGCUCCCAAGUCAUGUCGCAAAGAGGCAGGAACAACGACGUGUCUGAAUACAGCGUAGUCGAUGCUGAUGGCAGGGCGGUCUUCAAGGCUGCUCGAUACUAUGGCUUCCGCAACAUCCAGAACCUGGUUCGUCGCCUCAAGCCUGCGAAGGCAAGCCGUAUGCCUGGAGCAUCGAGAAAAGUGGGAAGUUCUCGACGACCGGGCGCCGCGACAGGUGGCAACGAGAGCGAGUACUCUUACGUCGAAGUCAUGGCUUGUCCUGGCGGUUGUACGAACGGCGGAGGUCAAAUCAAGGUCGGCGACGUAGCAACCCUACGGCAAAUCGGAGGCACUGGUAUCGAAAAUGGCAGCGAAGAACAAGAAGUCAUGCCAGCGCAACGCGAGUGGCUCGCAAAGGUCGAUGAAGCAUACUGGAGCGCUGAGUCCGACGAUCUACCCGACUCGGACGCUGAUGGAGAUAUUGAUAUGGAACGAUCACCCGCGCGAGAUUCGGUAAUAUCUGGAGAUGGUGACGCGAAUGCAGAUGUCGUUGAUGGCAUUGAUAGGAGACGAGUCAAGCAGUUCUUGGGGCAUUGGUCUGACGUUACUGGUAUCAGCUUGGACACGCUGAUGACUACGACGUACAGGAUAGUGGAGAGCGACGUCGGCAAGGAUAAGCCAGGCGGCGAUGUGGAUAGGGUCAACGCCCUUGCAGCUGCCGCUGGAGGUGGAUGGUAA
Fulvia fulva is the source of this 1836-nucleotide messenger RNA. RefSeq names its product Cytosolic Fe-S cluster assembly factor NAR1. The transcript has a single exon. Gene Ontology annotation, cellular component: cytosolic [4Fe-4S] assembly targeting complex. The coding region runs from base 1 to 1836 and encodes 611 amino acids. The record is from RefSeq and is a predicted model, not a curated record. Gene Ontology annotation, molecular function: 4 iron, 4 sulfur cluster binding. Gene Ontology annotation, biological process: iron-sulfur cluster assembly. Lineage: Eukaryota; Fungi; Ascomycota; Dothideomycetes; Mycosphaerellales; Mycosphaerellaceae.